AUGCUCCAGCCAUCCCUCAAACGACCACGCAGCCCAUCCUCCUACUUCUCCUCGCUCGACCACACCACCCCACAGGACCAAGCGCACCCAGAAGGCCGCCCGCUGAUCAGGAACCUGCGAGCACUCGAGGCAGAGCUGUGUGAGCUCGACAGACUCGGCCUGCAGAGCGAGAGCCCGGCUGAGCAGCUCGAAGGCGGCAGACUGAUCAGAUUGAACACUCUCCACAACCAAGAACAAGAACACCUUCAGAACUCGGUCUGGGUCGACAGAUACGAUGCCAGGCUACUACUCUCACCGCCACCCUCGAGAUCGACGGACUCGACUCUCGAGCCCCAGAUCACCAGUCCGCCGGCGCAGAGUCCGACGGGCUAUUCGGAUCUGCCCUCGGACCACGAAGAAAUGUUCUACUUUCAGCCAGAGGAGAGGGUGGAGAUCGCCCAGAAGAAACUACGCCGGAGGAGGGAUGACGAACGCUCUGUUCGCAUCAAGCUACGUGAAGAAGAGGAUAGGCUACGCGAGGAAGAACUGAGACUCUCAAAAAUCCCACCGACGGACCAAAUCACAUUGAUGCAGCGGACCCUGGAAGCCUUGAAAGGCUCUCCAUCGCCCUCCUUACUCGAGAUCCGGAUCCUGACCAACCACGGCACCGACCCACGCUUCGCGUCCUUCCUGCGCCGGGACGGCAAGUGGCGGGCGUACUGGGAAGCGAUGAAGGCCGCACCGGCGGAGCCCGCGCCGGCUAUAACCACGCAGCCCCUAGUCGACCCACCGCCCCCUUCGGCAGCCGGCGGGUUGGUCGAUUACGGCGACUCUAGCGACGAAGAUGGGGCCGGUAAAGACGCGAAGACGGCCCCCGUUGAAGGAGAAGAAGUAGACACAGCCCCCGAUCAGCCUCCAGCGGACGAUCGUUCUUCAGGAAAGACAAGCAGCGGCGGCGAAGAAGAAGCAGACAAAAAAGACAUGCCAGGCCCGAGCGACGGAGCAGGCCCGCCCGUCCACGAUCAGAAUCCUGCCGAAACGCCAGCGCCGGCGAGCGAGCACGCCGGCCUCCACUCCGACCCCACAACCAUGGAAGAUCCGAUUCCCGCGCCCGGGACUCUAGUCGACCCCGGCGAACGUCUCCAGCGCCAACAGCGCGCCAAGCUCUGGGCCGAGAAACGCAAGCAGAAGGCCACCAUCCUCCGCCCCGAUCCGCCCCUCCCAACUCCCUCUCCUUGA
Puccinia triticina is the source of this 1218-nucleotide messenger RNA. RefSeq lists its product as uncharacterized. Bases 1 to 1218 code for a protein of 405 amino acids. NCBI's taxonomy places the organism in Eukaryota, Fungi, Basidiomycota, Pucciniomycetes, Pucciniales, Pucciniaceae. The transcript is spliced from 4 exons. The record is from RefSeq and is a predicted model, not a curated record.